AUGGCCAAGAGAAAAUUGGAUGAUGAUAGGUUUAUCACAUUGAAAAGAAGGAACUAUGUUCCUUUAGAAAGGUAUUGUCAGGUUUUCAACCAAGAGGUGAAAUGCUUUAUGGACCCAUUUAAUCGUAAGAAUGAAUUUCGAGAUUCGGUAAUCCAUAUAGAUGGUAAAGUACGGUAUUUGCAAGAUGCGGAUGAUGGGAAGUGUAUUAUAGAGACUGAUUCAGAUAAAGAUUCAGAAGAUGAAGAGUUGGAGAUAGCGAAGAAUUAUGAACUGGGGACAUGCUGGACAGGUAAAGAAAAGCAAAUGUUUUUCCAUUGUUUAUCAAGAUAUUCAAUCCAUACGUUGGAUGAAUGGUCCGAUCAAUUACCGAACAAGAGUAAAUAUGAGAUCCUUGUAUACCACGAUGUUCUCAAUACCAAUUUGAAUCAGCUAAAAAGAAUGAAUACCAAGAAGCGUGGUGGUAUCUUAACCAAGAAAGAGCUCCCAAUAGCAUACGAAAUGGAUCCAUUCUUUGUUGAACUUGAAGAAGCUUACAGUCAGCUAAUUAAGACAGAAAUAGAGGAUGUAGUUAAUGCAGACCACAAAGUAGAACUUGAUUCAACGGAAGAAGGUGUCAUAAAUUGGCAUAAUUGGUACAAACGAUGGGCCCCAAUAUAUUCGCGUCAUAGAAUACAAGAAUACCAACCACCACCUAAAGAGCCACCUCUAUUUUCAACAGCUAGUGAGCAAUACGUGGAGGAACUAUUACGAAGAUAUACAAAAAAACUAAUAUUCUAUUCCGUGAUCCCGCACAUCGAUAAAAAGUUCGUUUCAAAAGACUCAUUGAAAUAUCCAGACGCCUUUCUUGAGGAAAUUACUCAAAGGACCAACAUAGAAAAAAAAAAGCGAUCCCCACUUGUAGAAUCUUAUAUAUGGGAUAACGAUGAAAUAGAAGUCAGAACUACAAAUCUAGAAUUCCCUCAUCUAAUAACCCCCUCAGAUAUUUGGAAGGCAAUGAUCGUUCUCCGAAAAACAGGUCAUUUAAUGCCAACCCUUCCCGAAACAGUAGUAGACACCCUAACAAAAUUUCAAUUGGAACAUGAAGAGGGGAAGCUCUUCAAAAAUAAAAAUAUCCCACAAGCCCUUAUAGUACCAAUGUUACAACACAAGGUCUCUUCAUACAAACUAAUAGUGGGCCUGCCUUCCCAUGUUGACUUCAAAAAGUCAUCACCGCCGCCGACGUCUUCAUUGGAAACCCAUCCCGCUUCCUCUCCUUUGCGCGCUAUUAGCAGCGUUCCUUCCUCUGCCCUAACCAUCCUUCACAACUCAAAAUUGCCGAUCCGUCCCGCCCCGCCUCUUGCCUUUGAAGAAGACCAUUUAAUCAUGGAAAAAAAACUAUUCUCCCUUUGUGGAAAGAAAUCUGCACUACUGCCGUACGCCCGCUUUAUUGCAGAUGAUCCUUACAAUUCUACCGAUAAUCCCUUCUACGAACGUUUGUUUCUCUUCGACGCUCUAUCCACUAAUGCACUAGACGUAAAUAAUUCCAGGUUAUAUCAGCAUGCCUUGGUUCUUCACAUGCAUGCCCCCGCAGAACACCUCCCUCACCAACAACAUUCCACCGUAUCCCUAGAAUCAUCAACCACUCCCUCCGAAAAUGAUAUACCUGCUGCAAUUCUGGACUUGUAUCAAUACUACGGCUGA
Messenger RNA from Eremothecium cymbalariae DBVPG#7215, 1680 nucleotides. RefSeq names its product Rrn5p (gene RRN5). The coding region runs from base 1 to 1680 and encodes 559 amino acids. The transcript has a single exon. The record is from RefSeq and is a predicted model, not a curated record. Gene Ontology annotation, biological process: transcription initiation at RNA polymerase I promoter; nucleolar large rRNA transcription by RNA polymerase I. Gene Ontology annotation, molecular function: rDNA binding; RNA polymerase I general transcription initiation factor activity. Gene Ontology annotation, cellular component: RNA polymerase I upstream activating factor complex. Lineage: Eukaryota; Fungi; Ascomycota; Saccharomycetes; Saccharomycetales; Saccharomycetaceae.